Molecule: messenger RNA, 2055 nt
Organism: Lindgomyces ingoldianus
Lineage: Eukaryota; Fungi; Ascomycota; Dothideomycetes; Pleosporales; Lindgomycetaceae
Exons: 3
Coding region: 1-2055 (684 amino acids)
Source: RefSeq, a predicted model, not a curated record
AUGAACCGCUCCCAGGCCUACAAGACAAGACCACCAACACGGAGAGAUCCCAGAAAGCGACAGGGUUUGGUCAGAACCGUUUCAAGUCUCUUCAAGGGCAAGGCAUUAGGCAGUGAAGGACAUUCUUACAACUCCUCGACUCCACCAAGGAAAGAGCACAAAGCUUCACUUUUAGGAAUCAAGAAAAGAGCGAUCUUCAAGCGGAAUACAGAGCGACCAUGUGCGCAAUGCGCGAAUGCCAAAUCGCCCAGUUUCCCGGUACCGAAUGCGAAUCUGAUCGAUGAUCCUCCUCUUCCUUACUCUCUUCUUGGGCUCCCACGGCGCGAGGAAGGCACAUAUACGAGCGGUGCAAAUGGAACCCCUUCGUCAUCUGUUGUGACGGAAUUGGACGUCUGCUCUAGACCGCCAUCGCCAAGGCCGCCAUUGUCGUCAAUGGAUGAGUCCGACGCUCAAGAGAUAGCAAAUCGCAUAUGCAGAACUCUGAGUGAGUCGAGUGCCUUCCAAGACGAGAGUAGUAGUGUGAGAGCGGCAAGUGCCACAGCAACGGGAGGCUUUCACAGCUACACGCCCACGAGAUCUCGCAGCUAUACUGUGGCCUCAAGCAAUGGCGAGGACAUGCUCGUGUCUCAAAAUCCAGCAGUCUUGCGUGAGCCCGAUUCGAUGUCCAACUCCGUAUCUGAAAGCAACCCUUCCAGCCUCGCCUUAAUUCGAUCCCUAUACCAACAAAAUGCACAGGAACUGGAGCACGCCAGGCUGUCACAGCAUUCAACAAUUAAGAGCGAUCACGUAUAUGCAUUUCAGCUCCAAGAAGAGCUAUAUCAAGCGCAAGAACAAGAAAAAGGACAAGAACAAGAACAAGGAGGAAGAAGCGACCGGAAAUCGGAGCAAGACCGUGGUACCCCUUGUCCAGAUUGCCAUACAAACGUGUUCUUGUCGACAAUAGAAGAGGACCUUCGAGAACAGAAACCAGAUUCCUUGCACAACUGGUAUCCGCACUGCAUGGAGACAAACAGUGAGGAGAAGGGACAUGAAUUCCUCGGGUGGCAUCACGGUGGUGGAUUGUCAACCCUGGUGGAGGAUCACCGAGAAGCAGAAGAUCAGUUCUCCCACUCGUGUAUGCACACCUUCACACCCACUAUUAACUCCGCCGCGUUCACUUUCGACAACCUCAUCACUCCAAUCACGCUGCCAAACAUUCACGAAGGGCUCAUCAUGGACCCAACCGGAGUUUCAUCUUCAAGCUUCAGGUAUCGUCACCCCCAAGCCAGCCCUAUACAUUACGCUCGCUUCCCUCCUCCCCCUCCUGCUGUCGUUAUGGAGCCUGUCCGGCCUACUAUCUAUACCAAUGGAGGUAUCAAUGUCCCUGCCUCGGUCAUCAACCCGCAGUUGGUGUCAGCUCUUCCAGAACUCUUUGUGGAUACUAUCAUACCCGACGAUGUUUAUAUCUCCAGUUAUGCGUAUAACCGGGAUUGCGAAGAAAGACAACAAGGAGAAUUUAGAGUUCAAACCACAGCGGAAUCAAUGGCAGAACCAACGGAAACACCGAAGGACGAAACAACAGCAGAGCCCAUAAUAGUGUCCACCAGAGAGCAUACCGGAGAACCUAUCAAGGUAUCUACAAGAGAAGUCUCGAGAGUAUCCACGAAAGACACCACGAGCCCAGCAAAAUGCGCGAGCCCACCACCGAAACCUACUAACACCGACCCUUUUGGAUGGCAGUCGAGGAACAAAGCAAAACUCAUCGGCGUCACCAUUUGCCUCUUGAUCUUAAUAUACCUGGGUUUCUACCUGUCUCUACAUGCCCGCAUCCGCUACAAGCACGGUGGCUGGCCAGCUGUCCGAGAUAACCCCUUCGAAUACCCCGAUGGCGGUAUGACCAUGGAAGAGAGUGAAUCCAGGGAGGGUGUUCUCAUUGCCAUUUUUGUUGGCGGUGUUGUCGGGCUCAUUUUUCUGGGUUACGGCGUGGUUUGGGCUUGGAGAAGGUACGAUAUCGGGAAUAACGUCAAAAAUGUAGGAUCCCCAACCUCCUCCGCUGCAGUGGGCAUCGCUCACUAA